UGCGUCCGCGCAUGCGCACUACCAUUGUCCGCGCUCGUGUGGGGCCCGUGAGGAUCCAGCGGGAGUGUUAGCUGUGUAAUGGCGGCUUCGGUGUUGCUCUCCGCGGAAAGCGCCGUGCCCUCUUUUACCGUCGGCCAUCCCGCCGGAGUUACGGCGGCAGGAACUACCCAUCACGGAUUAUCCAAUGCGCCUGGACCCGCGUCCUGGAACCGCUCGCUGGAUCGGGCGCUGGACGAGGCGGCGGCCACUGGAGCGCUCAACCUGAGCGGCAGGAAGCUGAAGGAGUUCCCGAGGAGCGCCGCCGGACACGACCUGACCGACACCACCCGGGCCGAUCUGUCACGAAACAGGUUGACGGAGCUGCCGGUGGAGGUGUGCAUGUUUGUGUCGCUGGAGAAUUUGAACCUGUACCAGAACUGCCUACGUUCACUACCAGAGAGUCUGGUCAACCUACAGUCCCUCACCUACCUAAAUAUCAGUCGGAACCAGUUGUCCACUCUCCCCGCUCAUUUGUGCCGACUGCCGCUCAAAGUUCUGAUCGCCUGCAAUAACAAGCUGAUAUCGCUGCCGGAGGAUCUGGGCAAACUCAGACAGCUCACUGAACUGGACGUCAGCUGUAAUGAGAUCCAGACACUUCCUCCACAGAUCGGUCAGCUGGAAGCUCUACGUGACCUCAAUAUCCGCAGAAACCACCUCGUUCGCCUGCCUCCUGAGUUGGCUGAGCUGCCGUUGGUCCGGCUCGAUUUUUCCUGCAACAAGGUAACAACAAUCCCUGUAUGCUACCGCAAUCUCAGACACCUUCAGAGCAUCAUUCUGGACAACAAUCCUCUGCAGAGCCCACCUGCACAGAUCUGUAUAAAGGGAAAGAUCCAUAUAUUUAAAUAUCUGAACAUGGAGGCUUGUAAAGCAGCAUCAGACCUUCCAGACUACGAGAGACCACUGCCCUUCGGAUCCUGUGCAGAGGAUUUGUAUUCCGGUCGGCCGUAUGGAGCUCUGGACUCUGGGUUUAACAGUGUGGACAGUGGCGACAAGAGGUGGUCAGGAAAUGAGCCUUCAGACGAGUUGUCAGACUUGCCUUUGAGAGUGGCAGAAAUCACCAAAGAGCAAAGACAGAGACGAGAUCGAGAAAGAGAACGUGAGGAUCAUCGGACGGGGUCUCACAUCACCAAUGGCACAUUGGAAGCAGAGCUUGAACAGAUAGACUUCAUUGACAGCUGUACAGGGGACGAUGAUGAGGAGGAUGGGCGGAGCCGUAGAGGGACAGAUCCAGUCAGCCUCAGCUCUCAGUUUAUGGCCUACAUUGAAAGACGAAUCACCAGAGAGGGUUCACCUAUGAAGACUAGCCCAUCCAGAGACUUAAGAACUGAUGACCCAAGACGCCAAACCUCCUUACAUAACCGUGGUGGGUCAGAUACGGCGGUCACGUCUUCAUACACUCAUAACCAGCGGUCUGCUGGUGUGGCGUCAGGUUCUGGUGGUGGUGUGGAGAGAAUAAGACGAGAAGCUCAGCUGGCGGCACUGCGGUACGAGGAAGAGAGACAUAAAACAAGACCAGCGCAAAGAGAUGUGGUGAUGAAUUACGUCAAGCAUAAAUCAACUCCAAGCCCUACAAAGCUCAGUCCAACAGACAGCGAGAGUCUGUACCCCUCCAGACGGUCCACUCACACAGAUGACUCCGCCCUUUUCAUGAGUGAGUUUGAGCCUCUACUGAUAUUUGAGAUAGACACAGAUACCAACACUAUAAAGAAGAGGCCAGACCCUCACAAACAGUCUCUCUCUGCUGUGCCGCUGGAUGGGUGUGUGUCUCCCACUUUAUCCGUCGCCCCCUCCUGUAUGCCGCAGCAAGGUGAAGAUUAUGCCUCGCUGUCACCCACUGCCCUUCAAUCACCCACUUACCCCAGCCCUGCUGCCCCGUCCUCCUCCCGCGGCCCCAACCAGCGACCUGAGAGUUAUUUGUUCCGCCUUAGUCAGCGAGAGGAGAAAAAAAAAGGAGAAUCGGGAACACAGAAGACGGAGCCAGUGGAAGCCACUCCCACACAGUCUCCAGCCCCAACGGGAGAGGAGGCGGUACUGAUAGAGCAGCUGAGAAGGAAUAUCGAGUGUCGACUCAAGGUGUCUUUACCCAGUGAUCUUGGGGCAGCUUUGACUGACGGGGUCGUGUUGUGCCAUCUGGCCAACCACGUGCGUCCCCGAUCCAUACCGAGCAUCCAUGUACCCUCACCGGCAGUGCCCAAACUGACAAUGGCCAAGUGUCGACGAAAUGUGGAGAACUUCCUAGAGGCUUGCCGCAGAAUUGGAGUUCCUCAGAAUCAGCUGUGUCUUCCCCUGCACAUCCUGGAAGAGAGAGGUUUGGCUCAGGUGGCCGGGACGGUUCGUGCCCUCCUCGAUCUGGCUCCUCCAAAGCACACGCCUUCCCCUAGCACGACCCCAACCAGCGCCAGCACUGCGUCUCCCCUCGCUCUGUAGGACCGAGCGGUAAAUGGGCGAAUUGCAAGGAAUGUCCUCCCAUCAGCCCCAAAGAUCUUUAAGACUCUUUUCUGCUCUAGAGAGACCCUUGAACGGUUCUGUAACGGUAACACUCACACACACACACUACCUGCUUUGUGAACAAACCCCUCUUCAAACCCGAACCAGCCUUCAGACAACAGAGGGGGAGAAGAGACGACUGACGGGACAGAGAAACAUGUCCAGAGACUUCUUAGAAGCAAUAUUUCUCUUUCAUUUUAACAGUUAGUUUUACACUUUAAUAUCUUUAACUAUUAUGGGUGGUGUUUUUUGUAUUACUAUUAUUAUUAUUAUUAUUAUUAUUAUUAAUAUUAUUAUUAUUAUUGACUCUCAAGUGAUGUGGGAAUGAGAGUUGGCCAAAACUACCCAAGCUCACAUAUCUGAGAGUUACAGUGGCUGAUGGUUAAAUCUCACAAAACCUGUCUGGGUCACUUUUAACCCUGAAAUUAUAUAAACAAGAUAUUAUGCUUAAGAAAUUGAAGCUUUUUUUUUUUUUUUUUUAAUAUGGACCCUUAUGAUUUUUUUUUUAUUGUGACAUUAUUUUUAUGACAAACAAAUUCACAAACAAAUUACCGCAAUGGAAAAAUAUGAAUAAAUAUUAUUUAAACUGUAAAGUAUUUAUACAUUUAAUUUAAUUUAUUAAAUUAAAUUACAUUUAUACAUUUAACUUAUGUGAAUUUAAAUAAUACAUCAUUGUAUAGUCAUAAUUUUACUGAAUUACAGUAAUGAGAAUAACUAUUGAAUAAUGAUCAUUAAAAAAAAAAAAAAAAAAAACACUAAAAUAAAACUUCUAAGCGCAUCACUGUAAUGAGAAUUUAGGAAAUGAGCUUAAAGGGUUAGUUCACCCAAAAAUGAAAAUUCUGUCAUUUAUUACUCACCCUCAUGUCGUUUCACACCCGUAAGACCUUAGUUCAUCUUCGGAACACAAAUUAAGAUAUUUU
This is a messenger RNA of Megalobrama amblycephala (Wuchang bream), 3446 nucleotides long. RefSeq names its product leucine-rich repeats and calponin homology (CH) domain containing 3 (gene lrch3). The record is from RefSeq and is a predicted model, not a curated record. Gene Ontology annotation, molecular function: protein binding. Lineage: Eukaryota; Metazoa; Chordata; Actinopteri; Cypriniformes; Xenocyprididae.